AUGACAGAUUAUUCAUUGUUUACCAAACAAAAUGACACUUCUUACACUGCUGCCAUAGUUUAUGUUGAUGAUGUUAUAGUUGCUGGGAAUGAUCCCUUAGUCAUUUCUUUUCUCAAAGCCUUUCUCAAUGAGCACUUUGGAAUCAAGGAUAUUGGACCACCCAGUUUUUUCUUGGAUCUUGAGGUAACCCGCACUGAUUUAGGCAUAUUUCUCAGUCAAGAAAAAUAUAUUCGUGGGAUACUUCAAGACACAGGGAUGAUAGACUUUAAGCCUGCACCAACACCCAUGGAGUGUCAAAGACACUUCACUGACUCUUCCAGUCCUUCUCUGACUGAUCCAACACAAUAUCGCCAGCUUGUUGGCCGACUAGUGUACCUCACUAUCAUUAGACCGGACCUCUGCUUUGCUGUCAACUGCUUAAGUCAGUUUCUGCAUGACCCCAACACAGAACAUCUCGAUGUUGCUUUGCGUGUUGUUCGCUAUCUCAAAGGCACUUCCUCUUUUGGCAUCUUCAUGGCAGCCCAGAAUGACCUCAUUCUUCGAGGAUUUUGUGACUCAGAUUGGUCCAGCUGUCCACUAACACGACACUCCACUACAAGUUACAUUACCAUGCUUGGCAACUCUCCCAUAUCUUGGAAAACAAAGAAGCAACAUACCGUUUCACACUCCUCUGCUGAAGCGGAGUAUCGUGCAAUGGCAGUCACAACCUCCGAACUCUUAUGGCUCAAAAGACUCCUUGCUGAACUCACCAUCUCUGUUAAUUCCAUACCUCUACAUUGUGACAGUAAGACUGCCUUACACAUCGCAACAAAACCAGUUUUUCACGAGCGUACAAAACACAUCAAGAUCGAUUGCCACUUUGUUAGAGAUCAUGUCCAACAAGGAACCAUUCAUCCACAACAUUUACCUAGCUACAAUCAGUCGGUUGACUUGUUUACUAAAGCUCUUAACUCUGAUCAAUUUCAUCACCUUUUAUCCAAGUUGGACAUUUGA
Nelumbo nucifera (sacred lotus) is the source of this 993-nucleotide messenger RNA. The record is from RefSeq and is a predicted model, not a curated record. NCBI's taxonomy places the organism in Eukaryota, Viridiplantae, Streptophyta, Magnoliopsida, Proteales, Nelumbonaceae.